AUGACGAAUCUCGAAUCCGAGAGUGCCCUUCCCUCCAAGGAGCUCCGACAGGCAUCUCCCAGCAUCUUCCAUUAUAGGAAGGACCGUCUGGAGGACCCCACUGCAGAUCUCCGUUCCAGGAACGGCGACAUGCAAGAGGUCCAUAAUUAUGACGAGGGAGCCCUGUCAACUAAUUCAUUGCAAUUUAUCAGAAAUGUCAGCUCUAGAAUUACACGGAAUGCGAAGCGUGGCGCUAGACGUCGAGUGUUUGAUGCCGUCAACGAGGUGGCCGGGAUAGGGAACUUCCGAGACCGUCUCAUACGACAACGUGACGAGACUAGAAAGCGUUGUCGAAGCCAGUUGGGAUCCAAGCUCAAUGAACUACGCGAGGUCGCGGAUGAGCUCAGGCGACAGACUGCUUCCGAAGGAUAUGGCGAGCAGACUAGCGAGGUCGCCGGGGUGAGCCUAUUGUAG
Perkinsus marinus ATCC 50983 is the source of this 453-nucleotide messenger RNA. RefSeq lists its product as hypothetical. The transcript has 6 exons. The coding region runs from base 1 to 453 and encodes 150 amino acids. The record is from RefSeq and is a predicted model, not a curated record. Lineage: Eukaryota; Perkinsozoa; Perkinsida; Perkinsidae.